AUGCACUACCUUGCUCUCUUGAUUGAUGACCAGCUGGAGAAGAUGAACGCGUCGGAAAUGCUAUCCUAUCGAGACAGGGUCAUAGGCAUUGCAAAUGGUGCAAUGCAGCCCGAUAGACAAAUCUGCCUUGAAUGGAUGCUUAGUGACACGAUCCGGCAAAUGCACUCCAUUGACGACCUUCUCGUCCACGAUCUCAUUCAAGGAUUCUGCACGCUCCUUCGCGCCCAGACGGCUGCAGAGCGUCUAUCAAUCAGACAUCUCGGUCCGUACCUUGAGUUCAGGGAAGUCGAUGUGGGCAGACCAUUUUAUACCGCAUUAAUGAGAUUCGGAGCCAAUCUACAUCUCACCCCCAUAGAACUUAGUAGGGCUGCGAAUCUUGAAUCAUCUGCAUUUCGGUUCAUGGGUGUCCUCAAUGAUAUCUAUAGCUGGAACCGGGAAUGGAGGAUUUAUCAAGAAAGUCCCAUCGAUGGAACUCGACCUUUCUCUGCCAUCUAUAUUCUGUCGCAAGAAACAGGAUUGCCCUACUCGGCCUGCAAAAGACUAAUGUAUAACUAUUGCCGGGAAUUGGAGAUUGUUCUUACGCAGUCAGGGGAUGAUAUCAGAUGUGCAAGUGCAGAACUGACCCCCGAUAUGGAGACGUAUAUCAAGGGAUUGGAAUAUCUUAUGAGCGGCGUUGAAACUUGGAGCCAAUGGACCCCACGCUAUAAGGAAGCGUGA
Molecule: messenger RNA, 717 nt
Organism: Penicillium lagena
Lineage: Eukaryota; Fungi; Ascomycota; Eurotiomycetes; Eurotiales; Aspergillaceae
Exons: 3
Coding region: 1-717 (238 amino acids)
Source: RefSeq, a predicted model, not a curated record